Penicillium cataractarum is the source of this 2748-nucleotide messenger RNA. RefSeq lists its product as uncharacterized. Gene Ontology annotation, molecular function: protein kinase activity; ATP binding. Gene Ontology annotation, biological process: chromosome segregation; protein phosphorylation. Gene Ontology annotation, cellular component: cytoplasm; nucleus; centrosome. NCBI's taxonomy places the organism in Eukaryota, Fungi, Ascomycota, Eurotiomycetes, Eurotiales, Aspergillaceae. The transcript is spliced from 3 exons. Bases 1 to 2748 code for a protein of 915 amino acids. The record is from RefSeq and is a predicted model, not a curated record.
AUGGCAACAACCAACUCGCAAAAGCCCUUUUAUGAGUUAAGAAACAAGCUACAUCUGCAAUUUCUACUGAAAUUUGAGCGACGGAAAGAUGAUCAACAUAGAUUUGCGCCGAUAGGAACAUCGAGGGAGGUGCUGCAACCAGAUGUCUUGCGCUCUCUUUUCGGGAGUUUGGAUUGGUCUCCUCCUAUAGAGAGUGAUCUAAGUGAAGAUGAUUUCACUGAAAGAAUCGAUGAACAAGGACUGCACGAUUUUCUUGCCAUUUUGCUUUUCAGCAGCUGCGCUGUUAAGGACGUGCAUACAUUUACUACGGAGCUUUUGGUCACAGACAUAUUCAGGAGCAGCAUCUUCACUCUACCUACCACAAAUGGGAAGCUCAAGUUAUUGUUCGAGGAGAAAGUCACGCGUGACAAGUUUCUUGCAAACCAAGCCAUAUUUUGCCCGGUCGUUAUUCAUCAAGGAAAAGAACAGCGCGUCGAAGACCCGGGACGACGGCGACUCCCUUAUCUAGAGGAAAAAUGGCUAGCACAGGGAGGUUAUGGGACUGUUUACAAAGUCAAGGUUGCAACGAGACAUUUCUACGAUGAUCGUAACGGAACAGCUAAUCCGGCGCCCUUGGAGGUCGCAAGGAAGGACUACGUCAUUAGCAGUCAAUUUCCCGCUGCAAGUAAGGAACACGCUGUCCUCGAGAAGAUUCUCGCCUCUGACAGAUCAUGCGAGAAUAUUGUCGAGAACUUUGGGAGUCUUGCAAUUGGCCCCGACAAGUACAGCCUCUUCAUGCCUCUUGCGAUUUGUGACCUGAAGGCAUACAUGAUGGACUAUCAUGAUAUCAAGCCCAGCACUACCAAGGAGAAGGCUGCAAUCAUCCUUUCUGCUUGGGGAUUAGCUCGGGGACUAAACUUCCUACACCAUGAGAUGAAGACACCACAAGGGGAUGACUUGGUCUGUUAUCACAUGGACCUAAAGCCGAGCAACAUCCUGAUAUUUCAGGGCGACGACGACAGGAAGAUUUGGAAGAUAAGUGACUUUGGCAUGGCUCGGGUUAAAUUGAAAAAGAAAGGCGAAAAUAUUGAGAAGGAGAGAGAUUUUAAUAGUUGGUUCGUUAAGCGCUCGAAACCUGGGCCUGAGCCGACUCCAACACCUACUUUGGCUUUGCAUGGGGAGGGCACAUACUUAGCACCUGAAUCUAUGGCUUCAAUCUCAUCAAUGAAAACAGGAAGCGAUGUCUGGUCCCUUGGAUGCGUGAUCAGCGUUCUGUUUGUCUACUUGGAGAUGGGAGCCGAGGGUGUGACCAGAUACUCGGAGGCACGGUCGAAUCACGCCAAAGCAGAUGGGGUUGAUCGCUUUUUCCUUCGUGAUAAAGGAUUUGGACCUUUCAAGUCACACCCUGUCGUCAAGAAUUGGCAUGAACGACUAAUUCUGUCUGGCAAGCAGCGAAGCUCUGAAGAAGGGAAAGCUUUGAAAGACGUGUUGCAUUUUCUCGAGAAAGACGUGUUUCGAGAUCAAUCUAGGCGAUGUGGCGUCGGGAAAGUCGGAAACAUACUGCAAGAAACGUAUAACAUUUAUUCGAACCUAGAAGAUGUCGACUCAUCGAGGCACGACCAGGACCCGACGAUAAAGCAAAGAAUACUUGGCCGAUUUCUGAAGCGUAGAGCGAUUCCUGAAGAUGGAGGACACAUCCGCAGAUGGACGCUCAAAACGGCGCAUCCUUUCAAGAAUUGUGAAAUCUCUAGUGACGGGUCUCUCGUUGUAUUCUGGACUGACACUGAGUUGACGCUUUUUACUUCGCUAUCGGUCUCGAGUGGAGAUGGUGAAGCACAUCCACAAGCUGAGUGGUCUUUGGAAAACGAAGAUUCGAACUGGUUUUGGAAGAACGUUCGAUUGACAAACCGUUUUUUACUGGCUUCUACUUCGGGGGGUACCUUUCGAUGUUAUGUGUUUGAUUUGAAAAGGGGCACAUCAGUAGAUGCCAGCUUUUCCCAUCUGAAGUGCUACACACCAUCACUACCGGAGAUAGUGGACCUUGCUAUUUCAUCUGAUAGCAAACUGAUGGCAUGUAUCUUGCACGGCAGAGAGGAAGCACCACACCGAGCGCUACUGUACAUUGCACCUGUGGCUGCUCCUGGUGAAUAUACGCAAAUGGAGGAGCUCAAUUGGCCAGCAACAGAUAUUGUUGAGUUAUCUUUCCCGACGAACAAGGAUAUUUACCUUAUUAUCCGCCCAAGAAUCAAUAUUCACAGUCAAGAGGAAAAAGCGACUCUCGUUCAUAUAUGUCUUACAUCCAAGAGACUAGAAUCGGUCAUAUUUAGCUCACAGGGAUUUGGUGGCGGCGCCGAUGUUGGCCUUUUCACCACUUUCGCGCCCACCUAUCUACACCCUAGUAUAUGUGCAGUUGUAACGAAAGAAAGGCGCCUAUACAUACAAGGCCUAGAGGAAGCAAAUCAUGCCGCCGCUAUGCAGGCAGACAUCAAGAGUUAUCGUAUACUCAAGUUGAUGACAGGUUGGGAUAAGGGGAAGAUGUUCGCUAUUGGAAGACAUGUGGCAAGCCAUAACAUGAUUCUGCUAGAGGUACAGUUGCCCACAUCAGGAACUAGUGGUGUGUCGAUAAGAGAACUGGCCCAAUUCACCGGCCUUUCCUACAAUGAUCAGUUCACCGAGAGGCUGGGCUAUAUACAAGGAGAAAAAUACGUGCUGCUUGCAGCCUUGAUGAGUGCCAACCAGCGGGCUAUUUACAAAGUACAGAUUGACUGA